Molecule: messenger RNA, 570 nt
Organism: Rotaria sp. Silwood2
Lineage: Eukaryota; Metazoa; Rotifera; Eurotatoria; Philodinida; Philodinidae
Source: the annotation of a GenBank genome assembly
AUGUACCUGUGUGUUAAUUCGUCCAAAUGGAUCUCAGUAAAUCGUUUUAUGGACAGUUCAUUCGAUUGUCCUCAAAACGAUGACGAAAAUAUAAUCCAAACGAAUUAUACCGAUCUAACACAACUUUUAAAAAGCCAUGUCAAAUAUGAAAUAUCCAACAAGUACAUUCAUCGAUCGUAUGUUUAUGAUGGAAAAUGCCACUGUGAACUUUUUGUUUCAUAUUGGUGUGAAGAUGAAGAUUUUCAUCGACAAUAUGCCAGAAAGAAUAUUUCAUUUCAAACUAUUUGUGAUGGAUUUACUGAAUUGUUCCCAAUAACUAUCGAAGGACAAAAUCAAACAGAUGAAACGGAAUGUGAACAUUGGUCAGGUAAUAACAUUUAUACUCAUUGUGAUGAUCAGCAUCCAUGUGUUUCACCUGAUACGAAUGAAAUUAAAUGUCUACCUAUUAAGAAAGCAAAUGAUGGCGAAAUCGAUUUUCUUGGUACAACUGACGAGCCAAGAUUAUGUCAAGAAAAAUAUGAAGGAAGAUUUUUCAAAAAUUUUUACUGCAUUAGCGGAACAUCUCAAUGA